This is a messenger RNA of Dissoconium aciculare CBS 342.82, 3672 nucleotides long. RefSeq lists its product as uncharacterized. The record is from RefSeq and is a predicted model, not a curated record. The coding region runs from base 443 to 3373 and encodes 976 amino acids. Lineage: Eukaryota; Fungi; Ascomycota; Dothideomycetes; Mycosphaerellales; Dissoconiaceae. The transcript has a single exon.
GAUGUGGAGGUUCUGACCGAUCGUAGCCUUGCUCCUUUACGAGCUGGAGUGCCAUAUGUUUAUCGCACGUCCGAUCUCAACGUCGUGGCCGACUCUGUUCGUCAACUUCCACGUGACAUUCCCCAUCACCUGCGAGUGGCGAAGAUCUACUACAAACCGGACCUUGAAGCUGUCAGAGACGAAGAAACCCAAGUGAAACUUUUCGGCGAAGGUGCCGUUGAUGAGUGGCGCAAAGGACUCGCCACGAAAGGUAGGGACGCUCUAGCAGAUGCCAGCCGAUGGGAAAGGUGGGAGCACCAGGCCCGCACAGAGCGACGCUCUGUUGCAGCCUUCAGUAUAGCACGCGUGCUCCAAGACCACGGCCGGGAGUCGUUUCAAGGGCUUUCAGAGCAGUCAAGCGAUUCCACCGACAUGGUAAACAAACCAUCGUCGGUCCCAGUGAAUGGUGAGACGCACACUUUCAUCUCUUGUCCGAUUCGAGUUUCAAUCAGUGGGCUCAACGAAAAGCCGCCGUCCGGAACGAUUCCACACGGCAUUGCAAAAGUACAUGUCUGUGUUAACUAACGCUUUUGCUGCAGCCGUGCAUCCCCUACCGCGUCCAGUGUUCGCCCUCCCUUCGUCAGCCAGCGCACAGUUGCCAUCGGCGCAACAAUUGGCACACAUUAAACCUCACCGUACACCAGGAGAGGUGGAGGCCCUACGAAAAUCUCGAAGAGCGGAGAUUGAACAUCGUUGCGCAGAGCUAGAUCCACCAAUCACCGCGAAUGUCUUGCGGCAUAUGGAAGCAUACCAAGCAGCCAUGCAAAUAGCAGCACCUUUGACUGAUCUUGCAUGGGCUUUACUGGAGCCGCGAUUACUAGCCCAAAGAGAGUCUGCAGAAUCAAUCGAGCGAAUGCGUGCACAGGAUGUCGCAGCGCUGCAAAUAAGCAGAUGCCUUCCCGGCAGAGCACUUCUCCCAACUGGAUCCACUAAAGAUCAAGCUCGGGAUCACGAGCGCAAACAACAAUCUCUACGCGCGAGGCUCGGCCAAUCUGCUGACGAAUAUAUCAAUGGGCAGUGGCACGGUGGGAGGGCUUUGACUUGGGAUACCACCCCGAUUUUUGCUGCAAAUGCGUUGCACCAUGUUUGGCGAUCAUUCGCUCACGAGCAGGAGACCUUCGAUCUCCAAAGUGGCGCCGGCGAUCACACCCAGUCUCAACACGACGAAGAUGUUGAAGGGGAACGGUCCUUGACGCUUGAUAACAUGAAAUGGGUGUACGACACAAAGGUGCGGCCUUUGGCCGAUCAGCACCGUCGAGAACAUUUCCUGUGUGCAUCGUGUUCUGAAGCUGAAGUGACGAAAUGGUUCGCAUUUGAAAGCCUCAUGCAACAUUUCGGCGCCAAGCAUACUAGUUCAUUUAGUCGAGGGAACAUCGUUGUUCACUGGCCGACCGCCAAAUGGCCGGAGGAACCGCCUUUCAAACUCAGGCCAGAAUCGCGAGUCAAAUCCGAUAAGAGAGAGGUCGGGUCAAUGAUUUGCACACAAGCACGCUAUUUGCUGUCUGGUGAGUCCGGCGGACGAUCUGACUGGGCCCCUGUUCAAUUUGAUCCUAUCCAAUACGUGAGGCAACUGCAUCGAGGCGAGACCGAUGUUCUUGAUCAGAACCAUCAAGAAAUCGUGCCAAAAAUUGGCGCCGCUGGUCUCGGUGCAGCUUCACGCACCACCAUGAUUGAUUCGCCCGCGCUGCCACUUGAUGAUCCUGCUUCGAAAGUCAAGUUGGCCAACGAUCUGCACACCAUGUGGUCAACAAUAAAAGGCAUUGAGACCGACCUAGAGUGUGUACUUGUGCGCACAGUCUUCUAUCAUGCAGCCAAGAGCUUCCACGAUCAAUACGGGCACAACCCGGCUCUAAACCUGGUCACCCAAGUGCUGUCAUCACACGAACAGCUACGAUCUCUGAAAAUGACGAAAGGCCUAGCUUGUAAAGUCUGCGUCGCUGCCGCCAAUCCAGCACCAGGCGAUACGAGUUCUUAUUACGCCCGCAUUCGGACGGUCAAAUUACGGAAACUAUCUUCUUUGCUGGAGCAUUUUGCGCAAGCACACUCGAGUGCCGCAUCAUCAAACUGGGUCGCCGCUACAAUCGAAACGCCCUCUGCAGAAGACAUCGAUGAGUUGCGUGGAGCUCCUGGUAUGGAUGCGAUGAAACACGCUCUGAUCAUUGGUGCUCUGGAUAGGCCCAAUCCUCCGAAUUCAUCCAUUACCCCUCGUAUUGGUGGAUUUAAUCUGAAAAUAUCCUCUGAUCUGAUGAAGCCCAGCGGAGUCCUCGAUCGGUUGUCUGGGAGAACCAAGGCCCCAUCAAAAAGAAAGAAGACUCGGCCCAGCGAGCCAACUCAAUCAUCCAAGAAAGUACACGACGAUCUUGCUUCGCGGACUCUCGUGACUGAUCGAUCUGAACCUCAAGAAAGUGAUCCAAGUCGCUUCGAUACCGAUUUCGCACGGAACAAAGAAUCGAUCAUGGUACCAGAAGGACUUCCCCAGGGACAAAUACCUUUGAGAGAACCCGAAGGUGAAAUUUUCACCCGGAGUCCCUCGGUAGGAUGCAACACGCGCGACCCGCCGGACCAUGGAGUAGCCCGCGCACCUCAGUUCCCUGCCGCGAAUGCUUCACUCGACAUUGCAGCAAUUUUAGCAGCAUUGAAUGAGAAGACAUCAUUGAAUUCGUCGGGCAGAACAGCUCAACACUUGGCUCUUGCCCCGCAAAAUCUGCAUGAUGAUGGGCGCAACGCCCACGUAUCAAGAAACUCGCAACAUCAUGCAUCGCCUGCCACACACGUGAUGCCGGUACACCACUAUCACGACGCACCCGCCCCAACAAGCACCGCUAGCCCAUCAUAUUUGGACGCAGUUGAGGCUCUUCGAUCCUCUCUUUUCAGAGGGUCGUCCGACCCUUCUAUGCAGCACGCCGGUAUGGCUCUACCUAUAUCCCUUCAUCACAGGUAUACUCCUCAUACAGUGCCAAGUUCUCAGCAGCCACAUGUAGAUGGGGGGCACCAAGGGCGUCCCAAUGCUACGUCUGAGGAACAGGCCGUCCGAUUCAUCCAAAUCCCGCCCACAGCCUAUGUUACAAGCGGCGGUCGUGAUCAUCCACGACCAGGACCCAUCACGUACAUUGACGAGUAUGGGCAGUCUGUCGAGCUCAUUCCGAUCAAUCAAGCACCACAGCAACAGGUUCAACACAUAUCACACUUGUAUGGCCAUCAAGCACGCCCACACGACAUCGGACGAUCAUCACAUGCCACUGGUGCAAUUGCGGAACAGAUAUGGAUGCAAUAUCAAUCAGGAUACGAUACUACACCGUAUAUGCACCAUGGAUACAACCAUACUCGUGGCUGAUUUCAAGCAACGGAGGACGCAUCAAGUUCGCAUCUCUAGCCAAUUCUCCUCACUCAACUUCAGCUGAUACCUUACCGCAUGAAGCUGACCAAGUCCCUUGGAUAGUUCAGUAGCCUUGUGGUUCAUCAUCCCCCAUGCCUACGACAUGGACAAUUCCUAAUUACCUUUCACGUCCCUCGUCGACCGGUUGGAGAGCGGAAUGUGUUGUCGACAAGUUAAGUUUUAGAUAAUGCAAAAUUCUUGUCGAAAUUACCGCUCAAGAAAUGGUUUGGAUCAUCAUAAGUAUGUUUGGGCCACGA